AUGUUCGCGGCGGUGGAGAGAGGCACCGCUAGGACCCCGUGGGAGUUUUCGAUCCCCCGCUCGAGCCUGGAGAACGAGGGAUGCACCGAGGAGCACUUAAGGCGCCACCUGGACCACAUGGUCACCGGGUUCGAGCGAUCCACCCGGGUCCGCAUCCCCAAGAACGACGCCAAGACCUACCACGACUUCGUCACGCGCGAUCCCGCGUUCGAGGCGAGCGACAAAUCGCUCGCCGUGGUCGUCCAUCGCAAGGGCCAGCCCGAGGACGCCAUGGACGCGGACGAGAACGCGCACGCCAUCCUCGCCGCGUGGGAGGGAUUCCCCGCGGUGUCCUACGCCGACGACGAGCGCGUCUCCGUCGCCAUGCACGGCCACAUCUCCAACGCGCCCGAGAUUCGAGAGCUCUACGGGUUACCCCCCGCGGAGCCCGCCACCUUGGUGGAUCCCCCCACGCCGGACAACUCCCACGGCCCUCGACGCUCGCGGCGCAUCUCCGGUAACAAGGCCACCAUGGACGCCGCGAAUGCGAACGCGAACGCGGACGGUCCCCACGCCGGCGCCGCCAACGUCCCGCGGAUCGAGGGCGCCAGGCUCGUGCUCGAGCUGUACCAGCGCCGGUUCGAGGACAAAGACGGCGAUCCGAGCGAUCAGCCCGUGACGGCGCUCACCGCCUGCGAGGGCUCGUUCUCGUUCGUGCUCGUGGACAAGGACAGGGACGCGAUACUCAUCGCCCGGUCAUGCGAGAGCGACACGCACCCGCUGUUCUGGGGCACGGCGCCGGGGAACCCCGACGGCGAGGACUGGGACGGGUCGAUGCUCAUCGCGCACACGAUCGAGUCGAUCGACGAGCUGUGCGGCGGCGCCGCGGUGGCGUUCCCGCUCGGCGCGUUCUACUACGUCGACGCGAGCAUGGACUACGGCGUGAUUCAGAGGAUGGUGACGUCCGCGCCGAAGCGGAAGGUGAAGCCGCUUCACAGGGUGAACUCAUCCGGGCAGGUUUGCGGCUUGGGCUUUUACACCGAGAGCGGGCAGAACCUGGCGAGCCUCCACUCCAAAUUCAUCGCCUGA
Messenger RNA from Micromonas commoda, 1068 nucleotides. RefSeq lists its product with no specific name. Lineage: Eukaryota; Viridiplantae; Chlorophyta; Mamiellophyceae; Mamiellales; Mamiellaceae. The coding region runs from base 1 to 1068 and encodes 355 amino acids. The record is from RefSeq and is a predicted model, not a curated record. The transcript is spliced from 2 exons.